This is a messenger RNA of Heterostelium album PN500, 4086 nucleotides long. Its product is annotated as calcium-binding EGF-like domain-containing protein. NCBI's taxonomy places the organism in Eukaryota, Evosea, Eumycetozoa, Acytosteliales, Acytosteliaceae. The coding region runs from base 1 to 4086 and encodes 1361 amino acids. The transcript has 5 exons. The record is from RefSeq and is a predicted model, not a curated record.
AUGCUUACCUCAAAAAUUCAUUUUUUAAUAUUAAAUUUAUUUUUGGUAAUAUGUUUAUCAAAUUCACAAUUAAAUUAUACCAUAAAUUGGAAUAAUAUGAUGGGUUAUGGAAACUCAAAUUAUAUAUUGACACCUCUUAGCAGAGUAUUCAAGAUAAAUAUAUCAUCAACUUUUCAAUUUGAUUUGCCGGUUGGAACGAAUUUGUUAAACUAUCAAGUUGGCUCUGUUCCUAUUUCCAAUCAGAGAGUUACCGAAUAUAUAGAUUUGUCAUUAUAUAAUAAUGGUGAGAGAACUUUAAACUUUACAUUAAUACCAAAUGUAACCAUACCAGUUUUAAAUCCAAGUUUUAUAUAUAAUUUCCAAAAACUCAUUGAUUCCAAUCGACCACCUGUAGUUGGAUUGAACGAAUCGUGUGCAGAAGUGAUGGAUUCUCCUCGGAGCUGUCAGGUUUUCUACAUUUUCAAUUCAUCGACUGGAGAUGGCAAUACUUAUUCGUUACUCAAGGGUGAUAACUUACAAACAAUGAUGCUACAACCAGAUCUCUACUAUGUUAACAUCAUCACAUCGACAUGUAGUCCAACAAAGACCAUUGGGAAUCUAGCCAAUUCUGAGUCCUCACAGGAUUCUGCUGGAAAACAUUGUCCUGCCUAUUCAGUUAACAAUUUCGCCGAAGAAGAUUUCAUUUCAAUGAUUUCCGUUCCAUCCCAACCAUUCAAGAUUAUUUUAUUCAAGACAGUUGAAUUGUUCUCUAGAGUUUCUCUUCGGAAAGCUGGAGACUAUGAACUAGACCGGUUGUUAAAUUUGAGACAGGUUUCAGGUGACAAUGUAUAUUUAUUCACUUCAAACAGUACUGAUGAUCAAGUAGAAGUUAGGGCACCUCCAAUCUUGGGUACCACCCUCUAUGUGAACAAUUCAAAACCUCUACCACCAAUCGCCCUCGAUUUUACCUCUGUCAAUGGUAGUUUACUUGUCGGUACUCCUUCGAUUAUCAAUAAUCCAGGUCAUUCUCUAGUGGAUCUAUCUUUUUCAUAUCAAAUGGAUGUCUAUAUAAGUAACUAUCAACGAGUAGCAUAUUUUACAUAUUCUUGUAAUGGUAGAGUUUUCAAGGUAGAUCGUCAUAUCACACAAUCUCAAUAUUCAAAAAGAAUUAAUAUUCCAUUCAUAAUACUUGCUGAAAAUUCAUUCUCCUGUCAACUGGAUGUAAUUGCCAAAGGUGAUCAAAUCGUGCCAACUACACUACUCUCGAAAUCUAUAAGUUUAAGUUCCUCGGGAAUUGGUUCUUCCAGCCAGAUAUUUAUUACUGACUACUCCAAUGGUACCAUCCAAAUUAAUCUGUUCAACGAUCCAACAUGGAAAUCUCUAUUCAAACCGAUUUGUAAUAUAAACACUCAAUAUGUUAACUCCUCCACUUCUCUUCCUUCGAGAUUGCCAAUUGUCAGAGAGUAUCCAUAUUACUUCAAAGGAAAUUAUAAACGGUUUUCGUACAAUGGAAAAUCUCAAUUCUUUUAUGAGAAAUCAGUUCCAUUGAUUCCAAUUAAAUUUAUAUCACCUGGAUUGGUAGUGAAUUACACUUUGGGAAACGCAAACUUCAAUGGAAAUCCUAUUGAUUUUGUCAAUCCAUUUGGCAAAGUUCAAGUGGGAUUCAACAAGGACUACACCAAUGUCACCUUUUCAGUAAACAUUACUGAUACUGGUGUUGGAAUAUUAGAGAAUUCUUGCUUCAUCUCGAUUGGUCCACAGAAAUUUACACUGAAUUCAACCAAUAGAAUUCAAGGUGAUCAAUACAGUGGAAUCUACUAUGUUGUCUCCUAUUAUAAUCCUGCAUACUGUUAUGAACCAAUCAAUUUAAAUUGUUCCGAUAAAUAUGGAAAUUCCUUAGUUAUCAAUACAACCUCUCCUUUCAGCUACAUUUUAUUCAAUUAUACUACACCUUCAUUAUGUACAAUCUCUACAGAUAUUCGACCAAUCUUUUCAUCAAUUAAAUUCCGGUCACCAAUGGAAUUGUCAUAUAGUAUUGUUAUCUAUUAUGGAUCUUCAACAGCACCACCAGUCGGAAGAAUAUCACUUGCAGACAAUCUCUAUGGAAAUAUGAUUAGUAGAACAGAUUCACUGGUGAAAAUUGAUGAUAAUGAAAGGGGAUUGGCAGUGUACUCAGUAAACUAUACUUUCUCCAACAUCGAAUCAACAACAACUUUUUAUCCAUCGAUAAGCUUUAAUUCCACUGGAGUAUCAUACACCACUUUAGAUUUAAUCUAUUUCCUGAAUGAAGAAAUCAGCUUAAUGAAUCCAGAGGCAAUUCCAACCAUUAGUUUCACCAUCAAACCAACCGAUUUGAAAUUGUUCCCGAAACCUAUAUUGAUCGUUACACAAUCAACCAUUUCACUUACCAUUCCAGCAAGUGAUUCAUUGAUAUCCUAUAUUGGAUUCGUUGCUUUGAACAACUAUUUCCCGGAUAUCCAGAGAUUCACUUGGACUUUGGCAUCUGGAGAUAACAGUAAAUCCGCAAAGAAUGUUACAUUAACCAUUCCAAACUAUCAAUCGACUCUCAAGUAUUUUGUUUAUAUUGAAGAGAUUUGUGAUACUCUAAGUAACUGCGAGCAACUACCUGCCUAUGGUAUUUCUAGCAACCAACUUAAACUACCAGAAAGCACCGAUCCAGAUUCAAUUUUAACAGCCAAGAUUGAUUACACCAAAAACAUCGAUACCUCGAAAAGCAAUAGAACAUUCUCGGCAAAAGUAACGGUUACUCCAGGAAUUAUAGAUCCUCCACCCAUUCUUUAUUUGGUGAGCAGCAAUAACGUCGAUAUGAUUCAAUGUCAAACAGUAUUCAUUGACAACUCUCAAGGCAAAUCAAGUUCGACAGUAGGAUGUUCAAUUGUGCUUCCACCUGGAUGGUCUGUUGGUUCCAAUGUUUCACUGUCACUUCAUGGUGCCAAAUACCUCAAUACCAUUAACUAUAUUGAGUUGUCGGAUGUUCUUACGAUCGCACCUUUCACUGGUCCAAAAAUAUGGACUGCUAAAUACAGCUUUUUAACCAAGACCAUCUCAAUCACUGGUUAUAAUCUAGGUCUUAUUCUUGGCGACGGCUCAGCGUAUCCCGUCAAGAUGGGUUCGAAUCUGCUGAACUUCCAGAUGCACAGUGCAACCAGUGGAAUAUUCAGUUUGAAUGGAACAGGUUUCGAUCCAACUACCAACUUUAACAUUACUUGCAACAACGUUGACUAUACUGUAAUGAUCGAGAGUUGUGUUUCUGCCAAUUGCAAUGGUAACGGUAGAUGUGAUCUCACUGUCAACAAAUGUAUAUGUAAUAAUGGAUGGCUAGGCAUUGCAUGUGACAUUCAAAACAAGACAUACAACUGUGGACCAAACGGUGAACUCCGAGCAAUGACUUGUCAGUGUAAGAACAACUAUACCGGUCCUAAUUGCGACGUUCUAAACGAUAUCAAAGUGGAUAUGGAAGUCUCGAGAACCCGGCCAAAAGCAACAUUCUCAUCGUUUGAAGGAAACUUCGGUGCUUCUUCAAACCGUUUACAAUUCAAAUGGAGUACCGCUGCCAGUCAACAAAGUAACAACAAUACCAAUAACAGCAAUGGAAAUACCACUACUGACUAUGGAGGAAGUGGUAUGAACGAUGUCCAUUGGACUGUGUUGGGCACUAACAAUGUUCAACUGUUCAGCAGGUUCAACAGUAAAAUUAUUUUGGAUGGCGAAACACUUCAGAUUUCCAACAAAAUAAUGAAUACUACCAGCGGCUCUUCUUCAUCAUCGUCAUCGCCAUCACCGACACAAGUUGUGGUGGUAACAGUACCUGCUUUCCAACAAUCGUUGCUAAUGGAUCCUGAUUUUUCAACACUUACAAGAUUCAACACAGACAGCAACAAUAACCACAACAACAGCGGUGAGAAUGAUGUGGUCGACUACAAAGUGGCGAUCAUAGUUGUAGUGGUAGUGUUAGCAAAAAACUCAGAUCAACAGUGUUCGAAAAAACUCUGUCGAAAAUACUCAUUAUAUUCAUCUUCAUCAGCCAACAAAGUUAGUCAAUUCCAAGCCAAUCAAAUUCAAAUUCAACAAAUUCAAAAAAAAUAA